Pseudocercospora fijiensis CIRAD86 is the source of this 2289-nucleotide messenger RNA. RefSeq lists its product as uncharacterized. The transcript has 23 exons. The coding region runs from base 1 to 2289 and encodes 762 amino acids. NCBI's taxonomy places the organism in Eukaryota, Fungi, Ascomycota, Dothideomycetes, Mycosphaerellales, Mycosphaerellaceae. The record is from RefSeq and is a predicted model, not a curated record.
AUGCCUGAUAGAUCUCCGCUAGAAAAAUGUCUCAUGUUUUUAGGGACCUUCAGAAGCCACCAAUUUCGCGCAGUCGGGGAACAAGGGGUGAAUUAUCAACUCGUAGACCUUGGACCGUCCCUUUUGCCGACUUCGAUUUCCGAUCCUGAGCCGACCAACAACCGAUCCGUAUUCCAUAGCUGGUCUCGCAUAAGAAGCUGGAAUGGCCACAUAGCAGCAGACAUAGAACAUCUGCAACACAUCUUCCGAAAAAGUACGACGUACAUGCGAGCUUCAAGUCGCGGACAUGUCGGAUUUGUCGGGCAAAUACUGCAAAGCCGCUCUGUUUCUGACGAUGUCUGCGUGGUGCUGCGUUACCACAGUUGCACGCGCCAAGAUGCAGCGAGAUUGACGUCGUCUGGCUUGAGCUUCGAAACUUUCAACCUUCUCAUCGUUCGAACCUUCCUCCGCUCUUCAUCAUCUCAUCGGUUAUCUCAUUGUCGUGAAGAGUCGCAUUCGUGCUAUGCCAAUUGGCUCGAUGCUGGGCAAAUCCCCGGACGCAGUCGAAAUGAUUGGUUUCUUGGCUUGUCGUUGGCAAAUGUGACGAUGUCUAGGCGCAAAGCCAUAUGCUGGUUGACACGUGCUGUUCCUGCGUACCUGCAAGCCUCCACUGUAGGUUUAUGCAUAUGCCGUCACAUCAGUACUGCGAUUAAGCGAGAUGGCGGACGGGGACUUUUUAAAGGGAUCACCGCCGUCCGCCAUCUCGCUAAAUCGCGCCAUCGUCGAUGCUCCGAUCGAGUCCGAUCCCAAGCCCAUGCGAUCACUUUUGAGAUGGCUCUAUGCAAGAGCGACCCUCCAUGCUUGAUAAUGGUUCAUUGCGAUAGGCUUCAGACGAUGGGUGACUCAAGUUUCCCGUCCCCAAGGCCCAUUAUUCUUUGCAGGUGGGCAAUCGGCAAGGGAGCAUGUCACCACCAAUCUCAUCAAUCACCACACACACCCCUGGGCGAGCGGCAAUUGACCAGCGUUCGCAUCGUGGCCUCAUAUGCUGACAUGAUCGGGCACAAGCAUAAUAAAAAUUUCGAACAAUCUCUGUUGACGAUCGGGCUUAUGAAGGAGGGGAGGAUCUGCCGGACCGGAAUAAGAGAGGCAACGAUUAGCCCGAGUGCCCCUUUCCCUGAACAAUGUUAUGCCAUCUACAUGUAUCUUGGAGGCGUUUCAGAGGCGGAGGGCAGCGGCACAGAGAUGACAGUGACACCAGGCGCGGCAGGCAGAGGCAGAGAGCGCCACAUUCAAGGUUGCAUAGUCGGCAGUUUUAGACCACCGUCUGUCCACAACGAUGAAGCGUUGGGAUGCUGCGGACAGCUCGCAUCACAGCAACUCGCCAACUUCACUACACGCAAGCCGCCAGACGUGAUUGCAGCCACUUUCCUGCAGGACAAUUUCGACGCCUCUGCGUUUUGUCUCGUCGCACGACGAUCGUGUGCUCGUGCUGUCGUGGAACACGCUGGCCACAGCAGCGGGACGGCGUACAGUAGGAGAGGCGAGGCGAGGCGAGGCAUGGAUGGGGAGGCUCGGGCGCCGUUACAGCCUUCCCUUCGUACAGCAACGGACAACGGCUCUUCCGAGGAGGAAGCACUCUCAAUCGCUGGUGAGCUCGGGUGCGGCGCAUGCUGGCGCUGGCACGUUUCCACAUGCCCGCACGGUGCACCGAAGGUCGAUGGCCACCAUCAUGUCCACGCUGCAUGGCAGGGCAGGGCAGGGCAGGGCAGGGCAGGGCAGGGGACGUUCAAUCUUGCCGGCAUCGAGCAUGCCAUGCGCUUCUGCUGCUGCUUCUGCCGCCCUGCAGGCCGUGUAACGCUAGCAUUUGAUGCUGAUGCUGAUGCUGCCUCUGAUGUGACGGCGGCGUGGUCGGCGCUCUUCUCGUACCUCUCGUUCCCGGCAGCCCGACCUUCUCGCUCCGUACUCUGUACGCACCUCCGAGAGCCCACUGCCAGCCUCGCGCGGGCCCUCCAGCCGCCAGGGAAUGUCCUGGUGUCUGAGUGCUACUGCCCCUCUAAAUUAGACCUUGCAACCACGCGAACCACUCCAGACGAAACGAGACGAAACAGGCCGCCGGGAGCAUUGCCAUUAUGUAUACGGACCCGCAGCCCGCAUCGCACGCGCUAUCCAACAGCUCUGGCCCUAUCGACUGCGGAUGAACAGCGGGCUAGGCAGGAUCACUACUCGAGGAGGACGGUCGAAAAGCUAACUGCCGAACAAGAGCAGGCGAAGAACGUCGGCACGUGUGAUGAGGCAGCGCAUUAUUAUUAG